UACGUUCUUCUUGUUAUCAGUUUUAAGAGUUCUUUACUUAACAGUUAUCGACGUUUCAAAGCUAUGUAAUUUGAUACAAAGUUGUCGCGUCGGGUUCAACGAAGAGUAAAGAAAUCUAAUCAUUUUUUUGCGAUACAUUUCUUUUAUAAUUCGUUUAAAUGGCCGAUCCAACUAUACAAACGUUUUGUUGUCAUCACGUAAAUGGAAGCGAUAUGGCCUUAUUGGUCAUGAAAAGUUUAAACACGACGGCUUAUAAUGCCAUAACUAUUUUAUCAUCAACUUUGGGGGUUUUAGGAGCUUUGUAUCAGAUUCUUCCAAGGGAACAGUACGUUUAUAAUCAUAAAUGGAUAUCAAUAACCGCAAUAAGAGGAAGAAAGAUUAUAGUGUGGUUAGCUUUUUCAGAUUUACUAGCCUCACUUGGUGUUUUAGUUCGUGCAAGUCAUUGGAUUACUUAUCGAAGCAUUAUGCCUUGUUUAAAUGAUAAAACAAGCGUUUUAUUUUGUGCUAUUUGUUCCGCGGUUGCUCAAUAUUUUUAUACGUCAACUUGGGUAUGGACUAUUUGUUACACAAUAGAUAUGAAGUUGUUGUUACUUGAGAAGAAAUCACCAAGAAUUUAUUAUCAUUUAGCAGCGUGGAUUAUUCCGAUUUUUCUAACCACAAUCGGAUUAGGGUUACUUUAUAUUCCUAAUGGAGAGUGCCAUACAAGAGAAAAUGUUUCAUUUAAGAUCCUACCAAAUUUUUUAGUAACUUAUGUUCCAAUCACAAUUGUGAUGAUUGUAAAUCCUAUUUUAUAUUCUUUAUCUACCAAAGAUAUGGAAACGGUUAUAGCAACCAUCUCUGGUCAAUUCACAAGCAAAGAAAGAGAAGUUAUGGAUGCAAUCAAAAGAAAAUUUUUUUAUAUAAACUUAGCAUUUGUGUUGUGUUGGGCACCAAAUUUAAUUAAUGGAGUGUUUAUUUGGUCAUCAUGGUUUCAUAUUCCAUCAAAAAUCAUCAUUAUUUUGUGGUACUUAAUGGCUGUGAUGAAUCCUUUACAAGCUUUAUUUAAUUGUAUCGUAUAUAGAAGAUGGACAAAAGGUGCUGAGAAAAUUGUAAAGCCAUGGAAUUGCUUCAAACAGUUGUCUUUUAGUCGUGUUCAUUUAAUUAAAUCUCAUUCUUCUUCUAGUUUGACAACGGAAGAAACUUUACCUUUAUUAGAGAAUCUACCUAGAACAAGAGUUAGUUAUUACUCUAAUUAAUUUUUAUUUUAAUGAGAUUAUUUAUUUUUUUAAU
This is a messenger RNA of Onthophagus taurus, 1269 nucleotides long. RefSeq names its product G-protein coupled receptor 143. Gene Ontology annotation, cellular component: plasma membrane; melanosome membrane. Gene Ontology annotation, molecular function: L-tyrosine binding; L-DOPA receptor activity; L-DOPA binding. Gene Ontology annotation, biological process: melanosome organization; regulation of calcium-mediated signaling; G protein-coupled receptor signaling pathway. Lineage: Eukaryota; Metazoa; Arthropoda; Insecta; Coleoptera; Scarabaeidae. The record is from RefSeq and is a predicted model, not a curated record.